This is a messenger RNA of Bubalus bubalis (water buffalo), 3788 nucleotides long. RefSeq lists its product as uncharacterized. Bases 1 to 786 code for a protein of 261 amino acids. The transcript is spliced from 3 exons. The record is from RefSeq and is a predicted model, not a curated record. NCBI's taxonomy places the organism in Eukaryota, Metazoa, Chordata, Mammalia, Artiodactyla, Bovidae.
AUGUGCCAAUACGGAAGGAAGAAGGCCGACGUGUACAAUGCGCAAUGCUGCCAAUUUCGGCUGGGUAGCCGCUUAUUCUCUCCAGAAAGAAAAGGCCGAAAAGGAGGAGGCUGGAGCUGCAGCCAGCCAGCCCGCCCUGCAGAGGCUCGGCUCCCGCGGGAUCCGCGAGCUGGGCGGUCGCUGACCCCGCGCUUCCCUCGCUCUGCCGGAGCAGACAGCGGGCACCUCCGGCUUCUCCCAGAGCGAAUCUCAGGGCCUCGGGACGAACAGCCUUUGCGGAGAGAAGCUAGAAGGAAGGGCCGAGGCCGAGAGCUGCACGGCCUCGCGCCCCGGCCCGGAGCCUCUCCGGCCCGCUGCGCCCCGCCGCCGCCCCUUCCUCCCCUGGAAAGCGGUGCAGAGGCGCGGCCUGGGCGGCCGGCGGGCCGGGCAGCGGGGACUUCGGGGGUCACGACCGGAAGGUCGGUGCGGGGCCUCUGCGUUCCGCCGCGCCACGUGGCCACUCCCCGCGCCCUCCCGCCCCGGGCCUUGCGGGCUGUCCAAGCUGCGCUUCGUCUCAAUAAAGCCGAAACCCCAAGAAGGAAAGAACUUUGGCUUGAAGAAGGAGGCUUAACUGCGUGCGGCCGUACGCUGGCAUCGCGUUCUGUUGGACAGAGAACCCCAGGACUGUCAGACGGCGAAGGGUUAGGAAGUGCGCGCAGCCUCGCCGACCCCUGCCCAGUCCGAGAGCCGGAGCUGUUGUCGAUCGAGGGCCCGGCCGUUGUGCCCGGGGCGCGCGGGCCUCGCUGAGUCGCGACGAGUCCCUGCGCCUCCUCCCAGACGCGGCGCCACCGAGAGACAGACCACCGGCUCCCGCUUCAUUUCAGGGGCUGACGAGGGGAAAACACUGCUGCACCCCUGGCCGAAGGAGGUAAACCAAGUAGAAAGAGGCGAUCAAAAAUUAAUUUGGUGCACAGCUCGGGAGCAGCACCCUGUCAAAACCCUACGGAGACGUUGGCACAAGCGGCAAACGGAUUCACAGACAAAGGAAAACAAUACAAGUCUCGUUAGAUCAUUUUUCUGGACAUUGUUUAAGGUCUGAAAGGGACCAAAUCGUUUCAAAAUGUUGCCAGUAAAAAUUAUCCUAUGUGGAAUGCAACUAAUCCUUUUAGGUUCCUGUCAACUGUUUCCACAAAAGGAAUCCGAUUUUUCAAAUCAAAGAUCCAAAAGUCUUUGGGGAGAGAUUUAUUACAUGCCAGAGCUUUAGUUACAGAAUAGAGUUACAAUAACAACUCGCACCCACCAACUCCCCAAAAUAAGGGAUCCCAUCCCACGCAGUUCUAAUGACGUGUGGGGGAUGGUUUGCUGGAGUCCUGCUAAAUAUGCAGAUGGGAGGAGAGUGGGGGAAGGGGGAGGAAGGCAAAGAAAUAUUAAAUUCCUUAAAUAGACCAACAGAACACAGCGCCUCAACAUUUUAUUUUUGUUCUCCGUACCCCUGGUUCCUUUUGAAGAGGAAAACAAGACCCAAACUUGGUGACCUGCCCCCUCAGUUUAGAAUUUUAAGGUGAGCUUAAUGCUUGAGUCCUGAAAAACUCUUCCGAACCCUGACUUCUCUGAGUUUGCAUAUUAGUGUGUCUACAGUGUCUGCAAGUGGAAAAUAUUUAAAAGUGAGAAAAGAAUACAAGAAAAUAUUUUUUCUUUAAAAAUUUAUUUUAAAGUUUUUCUUUGAUUUGGAAUACAAUGUUUAAGAACAAGAAAAAAGUGCCCCAGGGCUUUUCACUGUGCCUCCGUAUCUGAGUCUUUUCACAAACGCAUGUGAACAUAAACGCAUUCCUUGCAGAUCAGUCUCAGUUCUCCGUAGUGUGAGCAUUUUGUGCUGAGCCUGAUCAUGAAGAUCCUCCGCCUCCUUUUCAGUUCUUCACUGAUUAGAACUGGUGGCUAGGGAUAAGACUGAUGGGUAAACGAUUGGUAGAAAGCCUUAAAAACUUGAGAAGAAACUCAAAUUCCUAGUUCUCUGAGUGGAGGAGCCUCCAUACCACAUAGGCACCUAUCUCUUUUAGGUGCUUUGUGAAUGAACUGCCACACCAGAAAGAUAGUUUAAAGAAGCAACUUCAGUUUAAGUUUACAGACAAUUGAGUUUGGGUUUUUUUUUUUUUUUUUUUUAAUGGUUUUGUUAAGUGGAGAAGUGAAAAAAGAUCUUCCUAGCCUUCCCUCCACCCCACUGUUUGCUGCUGAAAUGGCUCGUUCCUCUUGCUGCGUGAGUGUAUGUUUCUGUUAUUAGAGGCAACUUGGUGGUGGGAAUUCUUGCGUUUGUUCCCUGUAUUUAAAUUGGGAAUAAAGGGAUUUGCAGUGUAGCAGGUGCUCAAUAAAUACUGCAGACUAAUCCCACUUUUCAAAGCUUAGAGGUUAAAGAGAUGAUCAGUAGGUAAAUAAUUAGAGAAAAGAAAUAGAACAAGAGACCAGAAGAGGGAUUUAAAACACCAUUGCUUUGUUUAUUUUAGAAGGGAGGAGAAAGUUAUCUGUCCAAAUAUACAUCUGACUGAGGUAAGAGAAAACACAAUGCCCCCUCUUUUUUCAUUAUUUCUAGAAAGGGUUAAAUAACGAUUUAUUUCAUAGAUAGGGUGGGAAUGUUGAAGAAAGAUGAGCUUUACAUGAGGCCAAAAGUUUCUCUUAACUAAGGAUUUGGGUAUACUCCAGAGUUUAGAGGUUUUUCAUUUCCUGGAAGAAUAUGGAUGUGGGAAGAAGCCACAAAAGAAUCAUCAGUCUAUACAUGUGUGUAGGUUUUAUGUUUUCCAAAAUAUUUUCAUAUAAAUUGGCAUAUUGAUUCUCAAAACCCAUCACCACACUCCCCGCAAAUAUAAGUGAGUGUGAAGAAAACUGAUUUAAUAUUUAUUUUUUACUGAGUCUUAUGUCUUCUGUUGCAACCUCUGGAGGGUUUUUUUUUUUGGUUUGUGAUUUCCCGCCCCCCCCCCCCUCAUUUAACAGAAUACAAUCUUGUCACAGUCAUUUUCAUAUAUAUGAAACUCUGCAUAAAAAAUAAAAAUAGAAAUAAAAAACCAAAUUAUUGUUCAUUCAUAAUAAUCCUUCAUUAUUGACUUGUCAGAAAAUGCAUCACACCUUUUAUUGCUGGAAAUAUCAGCCUUUUAUUUAUAUUGAAGGAAAUUCCUAAGCUAGUGCAAAAAGAAGCUUCUGCUCUCUGCCAUAAUUAUCUGCUCCCCCUUUCUUUGCCAGUCUGUUAUUGAUCAGAGUUGCAAUUAAGAGAGACUCCGUAGUUUGUUUCUGUCUCCCUCUGGGACAGACAGACCCAGGCAAGGCCCAUGGCCUCAGAUCCAUCCUUUCCUGGUGCUCCAGGGACUCGCUGGACCUAUGGAUGCCUUACAUAGAAUUGCAUUCUGCCUAAUGGACCAGAUAGAUUCUCCUUAACGGUAGCAUCUUACAUAAAGGGAAACAUCCAAUCUUGAAAAAUAGAGACACUCUCACUUUAAGAUUAGAAAAUUAUCUUUCCAGACCUAAUUUCAAAUUCAGAAUUAGAAUUUUCCACAUUCUUGAAGAUUCUGAUUUCAAUAGAUUGCAUUUCUUCCUGAAAUGGGGUUUUGUUGUCUUUUACAACUUAGAAUUUAGAAGGGGAAAAAAGCAUUUGCAAAAACACUUUCUCUGAUGGAUGCAUGUGUAUGUUUGGUUGAGUCCUUUUGCUGUUCACUUGACACUAUCAUAACAUUGUUAAUCGGCUAUACCCCAAUACAAAAUAAAAAGCUUAACGAGAUUAUGCAUGUAUGUGUAUAUGUGUGUGUGUCUCUAUAGCAAAAAACACU